Messenger RNA from Setaria italica (foxtail millet), 1637 nucleotides. Its product is annotated as F-box/FBD/LRR-repeat protein At5g22700. Bases 159 to 1460 code for a protein of 433 amino acids. The record is from RefSeq and is a predicted model, not a curated record. Lineage: Eukaryota; Viridiplantae; Streptophyta; Magnoliopsida; Poales; Poaceae. The transcript has 5 exons. Gene Ontology annotation, molecular function: protein binding.
UAUUUCCGGCGGCGGUUCGGCUAGGUCAUCGUUCCCCGGCGAUCCUUCAAUCGCUGCAAGCACCUGGACGGGUGGACGGCCGAGUCCACGCACAUCUCCGGUCGGUCAGCCUCUGCCGAUUGCCAAUCCGCAGAUCUUGCUUCCUGCACUGUGCGCCCAUGGAGCCCCACAAGAACAGGAACAGGAAGAGGAAGGAGACCCAUGGAGGCAGCUCCACCGGGGACCGGCUGAGCGCGCUGCCGGACUGCCUCCUCCACGAGAUCAUGUCCCGCAUGAAGGCCCGGCAGACGGUGCAGACCUGCGUGCUGUCCCGCAGGUGGCGACACCUCUGGCGCUCCGCCCCCUGCCUCGACCUCGACCAGACAGAGUUCUUCGAGAGCAGCUACGGGCACCCGACCCAGGAGCAGCUCGACAGGUUCCAGGAUUUCGGAGACUCGCUUUUGCUCAAUCGUGAGGACGGAUCAGGCCUGGACACGCUGUCCCUGCAUCUACUGGAUACUCACGCGAGCCGUACGGAUGCUGGUAGAUGGAUGCGCUACGCCUUCAACUACUGCUCCCUCAGAGCGCUUCGCUAUGAGAUCUUCGGCGGCGGGUCUCAUACCUGGAUCAAGAUGCCUCCGGAUUUGGGGCCCAGCCUCACAGUGCUACACCUUGCCAACGUGUCCCUGGACGAAAGAUUUGCGGAGGUGGUCGGUUCGGUGUGCGUGGCUCUUGAGGUUAUGGAACUGGAAGAAUGUAAGAUCUGUUGUCGCAGUGUCACCUCUAACUCACUGGGGAGCUUGGUUAUAGAUGAUUGCUACAUCGAUAACGGCGGCCAUGACGACGACCAUGACGACGACCAGCUGGUUAUAACGGCUCCUCGUCUUACUUCCCUGCGAAUACUCGACUGGGGUACCCAGUUAAUUUCAGUAAACGAGAUGUUGUCCCUUGAGAAGGCGUCGAUACUUAUCGGUUACCCCGAAUUCAAGACAAGUUUCCGAAAUUAUCAACUCAAGCUUCUUAGCACUCUAUACAAUGUGACAAGUCUGGAGCUGUCGGGCUUUCUUCAAAAGAAUAACAAGGUGAGGUGGAAAAUGUCAUCACCGGCACUCGCUGGUAACUUCCAGGAGCCUCGAAUGAUUCCGACACCCUCUAUUCUGCCAGAUGUAAAGCCAGUUGAAUUCCCUACAUUUAUCAACCUUAGAACCUUGCUGCUGUUUGACUGCAGUUUUUUUCAAGAAAUGAACUAUUUUGGUUUUAGUGACAAUUUCCAGUUACUGGGCCCCUUGCUGCAGAACUCUCCUAAUUUGGAGAAAGUCACCAUGCGGUCUCAUAAGCUCCGAGGAAGUGCUAUCUUCAAGAGGCCAAAGUUUGCUGAACUCGUAUAUAAUAAUGGUGACGAUAUUCAGGAGCUAGUCCAUUUUCUGCUCGGCAUCUCAGACCGUGCACCGAAGAAUAUUCUAGCACUUACCAAAGUAUGAGCAAGUGAAGAACCUAAUAAGUCUACGAGCUUGAUUGAUACCGCCUGCUGUAAAUGUAAGGGAAAUGAAUCUACUUCUCAACUUUUCUCAAGAUGAUUAUUUAAGGGGCUCGCUGCUGUAUUGUGUGCUAUAUUGGACUAGUAGUGAUGCUUUUCUCUGCAAUGUUCUUUGCUGUCA